Molecule: messenger RNA, 932 nt
Organism: Contarinia nasturtii (swede midge)
Lineage: Eukaryota; Metazoa; Arthropoda; Insecta; Diptera; Cecidomyiidae
Product: kinesin-like protein KLP2
Exons: 3
Coding region: 209-511 (100 amino acids)
Biological process (GO): mitotic spindle organization; microtubule-based movement
Molecular function (GO): microtubule motor activity; ATP binding; microtubule binding
Source: RefSeq, a predicted model, not a curated record
UGUUUCAUUGUAUGUUUGAUAGUUUUAAAAAUGUAGUUGGACUGUGUUUGUAACUGAAAAUUGUUGCUUUGUAUUUGUCAUUUAUCGAAUAAAAAAGUUUCAAUUUCAUGUAACUCACUUCAGAAUUCUGUGUUUGUUUAAAUAUAACAAAGUUCUGUGCAUUUUCGAAAUCAUCAUUUAACGGAAAAUACGAUUUAUUUAAAAUAUUAUGAAACCAAAUGAUCAUGUAAAAACAGCAAUUCGCUGGCGGCCACCACCAAUCAAUGAGAACCGAGAUGUUGUCAUUGAAAAACUCGACGAAAAUAUCAUCGGCCUCGAUAAUGGGGCAAUAUUCUCUUAUGACCAUUUAUUUGUCGACUCCAAUCAAUCUGAGCUGUUUGACGUGCUCGUGAAGCCACUAAUUGAUGUGGCUAUAAAAGGAUUCAACACUACUUUGUGUGCUUAUGGACAAACUGGCUCGGGUAAAACGUAUACCAUGGGAUUUGAACGCAGUGUAAGUUUCAUUCAAUAGACGAACCAUGUACACUAGGGUGUUUCCCAUACCUGCAAAUAAAAAAAUGGGUGUUCUCAAUUAAAAGAGCGUAAAAUUCUGUGCUAAGUGAUAGCAUUCACAGAACGUAUCGAUUGCUAUUACGACUUCCCGAAGCAAAAGAAAAACCAUAUAUAUGGUCCAAAUAGCAAUCGCUCCGUGUACUGUAAUUAUCAUCGAAACUGUUGAUAUCAGAUACUUACAAUGGAAAAACACCACUUAAUAGGUGCGUCAGGCAAAGCCUACUAUACCACAGCUUCAGGCAUAGCGGAAAGUAACAAAGUGUUACCGUAUAAAUUUUUAAAUUAAUUUUAUUAAAUGGCUAGCUGAUGCUUAAUACUGAUUGUUUUGAGCUGCAGGCGCUGGUCUCUGUAAUGUCUUGGGUAUCUCCAGGUCAAACAGC